GCGGCUGGCGGUAAACGUACCGGCGUCUUUCUGCUGAGGGCAUUCAUGUUUCCUCAUGUAUUACCUCAGCGAGCAGGGUGAUCACGUCUAUACGCUGAAGCAGAAAUUUGACCCUAUGGGACAACAGACUUGCUCGGCCCAUCCUGCUCGGUUCUCCCCAGAUGACAAAUAUUCAAGACACCGAAUCACCAUCAAGAAACGCUUCAAGGUGCUCCUGACCUAGCAACCGCGUCCUGUCUUCUGAGGGCUCAUUAAUCUUCUAUGCUGCUCGUGCCUCGGCUGAUUAUA
Molecule: messenger RNA, 288 nt
Organism: Mus musculus (house mouse)
Lineage: Eukaryota; Metazoa; Chordata; Mammalia; Rodentia; Muridae
Product: predicted gene, 46562
Exons: 1
Coding region: 56-223 (55 amino acids)
Source: RefSeq, a predicted model, not a curated record